GAUUUAUUAAAGAAUCUUGUAAAUAUGCAAGAAAAUCGUAAAUUGUUUGUGCAAAAAUGUUUAACAUGUGACAAUAUUAGAAUUUGCACAUCAUCAUGCACAGAUAAUCCCUACUGAACAAUACUCUUGGAGUGGGGUAAUAUAUAUUUCAAUACAUGGUGCACAGAUGCUAUUCUAUCUCUUAAUGCUACAAGACGAAAUUGUUACAUUUUGUAUAAGAAAAGUGUUGUGUAAAAGAAAUAUUGAAAUUUCAUACUGAAAAUGGCUGCCUUAAAAUUUUUAACACCGGAGCAGAAGCAAUUCUGGCAAGAAAAUGGCUAUAUUAAAUUGGCGAACGUAUAUUCGUUGAAGGAGAUGAAUGAGAUAUCAGAUGCCUAUAAUGAAUUGUUUGAUAGAAAACAUCGUGAAAAUGUGACGGGCUUGGAAGCAGGUUGGGUUGGAGAAGAUAUGAAGAAAGCAGCUGGAUACAUUGAUUACACUGUAAAAUCUAUCCACAAUCUACAAAUGCACAGUGCCGUUUUUACUCGACUUAUCACGCACCCGAAUUUGUUAGACGCCCUUGAAGACAUCAUGGAUACCAAGGAUAUCUUGCUGCAUCAUACCAAGGCGCACAUAAAGCCACCAGAGAAGGGAGCGCCUUACUUGAUGCAUCAAGACUAUCAUUAUUUUCCUCACAAGAAGCACACUAUGCUGGCUGUGUUUCUACAUUUGGACGAUACAACACCGGAGAACGGUGGUUUAGCGGUAUAUCCAGGUAGUCACAAGCUAGGACCAUUGCAAGAUUACGGAUUGACCGACGAGAAGGGGGAGUCGUAUCAUUACGUCAAUCCCGAGGAGUAUCCCUUGUCGAAAGCCGAGCCUGUGACAGCCAAGAAAGGCGAAAUUGUCAUCUUCUCCUACUUGCUGCUUCACGGUUCGUACUUGAACCUGUCCAAUAGAAGUCGACGUAUGUUUCUCUUGCAAGUGAGAGCCGCCGAUGACGAACCGACCGAGGACGUGCAUAAAUCUCAUUGUCAGGGCCUGGUACUUCGCGGUAGAAAUGUUAACAGAGAUGCAUCAAUGCAUAACAGAUUUACACAUUAAUCUAAUACACGGUAAAUUACGAA
This is a messenger RNA of Linepithema humile (Argentine ant), 1106 nucleotides long. Its product is annotated as probable alpha-ketoglutarate-dependent hypophosphite dioxygenase. NCBI's taxonomy places the organism in Eukaryota, Metazoa, Arthropoda, Insecta, Hymenoptera, Formicidae. Gene Ontology annotation, biological process: fatty acid alpha-oxidation. The record is from RefSeq and is a predicted model, not a curated record. Gene Ontology annotation, molecular function: phytanoyl-CoA dioxygenase activity.